Molecule: messenger RNA, 903 nt
Organism: Cooperia oncophora
Lineage: Eukaryota; Metazoa; Nematoda; Chromadorea; Rhabditida; Trichostrongylidae
Source: the annotation of a GenBank genome assembly
AUGGAGUACGAACUAUACAGUGUCGCAGAUGCCCUUUCACGCGCCGUUGCGCAGCAAGAAUUCGAUGAUACUCCUAUUACAGGAGAGAAUGAAAAAGGUGCUGGUUCAAUAGAGUGCAGUAGGUGGUUAGACCUACUGAGAGACGACCCAGAUUUCCAGCCGCUGAUCACCGCUAUCGAGCUUGUUUGCGAGGAUGGAACGCUAGCGACAGUUGUUCCAAGACAAUGCCGAAAAGACUUGUUCCAUGAACGCCAUUACGGUCUCAUGGCAGGACACUUGAAUUCGCGCAAAAUGCACAGUCAACUGAAGAAGACGUUGCGCGCUGGUGCAAAGAAUGUUAAAAACUUCCUCAUCAAUACAAGAAAAAUCAGUGUACCGCCAUUGAAACCACGUUAUAGCACACGCCCGUUCCAUGUGAUCGGUGUCGAUGUGGUAACCGACGACGCUACGCCAGAAAGCCCAAAUUACUUACUUCAUGAUCACGAGCUCCACUACCCAUCUAACGCAAUGCCGACGAGUGAGUUAUCUUUGAACCUGGUCGAUUACGACCAGUACAAAACAGAAUUUUUGAAUGGUCUAAAACUCGCUCGAGAAUGCUCAGGUGAGUAUGGAGAGUCGUACAGACAAAAGAUGGCGGCGCAAUAUGACAAAAUGUACAAAUCAGGGACCUCAGAGGUAUUCAAACCCGGUGAUAGGGUAUACAUGAGACUACAGUUUUAUUGCCUCAUUCAAACUCCACCAGAGAUAGAUUAUACCCCUAUCAAGUGUCGCACAAGACGUGGAAAAAGGGGCAGACCAGAAAAUCAUAACUGUACUAAUUCGGGAAGAAAUCGCUUAUCGUCGAGGGCUGCUGUUCAGUUGACUUUCUUGUCCAGGCCAAUACGAGACAGCGUACUGGCCUAA